AUUAUACAAUUAAUUCUAUAUUCAUUAAUUUUAACAACUUCAAUUAUUUUCUUAAAUAUAAUUCAUCCUUUAGCUAUAGGAUUAACUUUAUUGAUUCAAACAAUUUUUAUUUGUCUAAUUUCAGGAUUAAUAACAAAAAGUUUCUGAUAUUCAUAUAUUUUAUUUUUAAUUUUUUUAGGGGGAAUAUUGGUAUUAUUUAUUUAUGUAACAUCAUUAGCAUCUAAUGAAAUAUUUAAUUUAUCAAUCAAAUUAACUUUAUUUUCAACGUCAAUUUUAUUUAUUUUAUUUUUUAUAAGAUUUUUAAUUGAUAAAUCUUCUAUUUCAUUUUUUUUAAUUAAUAACGAAAUAGAAUCAAUUUUUAAUUUUAAUUCAUAUUUUUUAGAAAAUUCUCUAUCUUUAAAUAAACUAUAUAAUUUCCCAACAAAUUUAAUUACAAUUUUAUUAAUAAAUUAUUUAUUAAUUACAUUAAUUGUUGUAGUAAAAAUUACUAAAUUAUUUAAAGGCCCUCUUCGUGUAAUAAAUUAA
Messenger RNA from Drosophila pseudoobscura, 525 nucleotides. The record is from the annotation of a RefSeq genome assembly. NCBI's taxonomy places the organism in Eukaryota, Metazoa, Arthropoda, Insecta, Diptera, Drosophilidae.